This is a messenger RNA of Fusarium pseudograminearum CS3096, 858 nucleotides long. RefSeq lists its product as uncharacterized. The record is from RefSeq and is a predicted model, not a curated record. Bases 1 to 858 code for a protein of 285 amino acids. The transcript is spliced from 2 exons. Lineage: Eukaryota; Fungi; Ascomycota; Sordariomycetes; Hypocreales; Nectriaceae.
AUGAAGCUCGCUACAGUAUUUCGAAAUAUCGCCUUCCUGGCAGUCUCCGCCGACGCCCUCAACCCUCGCGCUGCACCCACCACCCCCAAAAAACAAAAAGACCUCUGGGUACCGGAAGUCGGCGCGAAAUGGGAGAUCAUCCUCUCUCAAGUUUUCAAGAUCCCCAAGGGUGGUGCCACCAAGCUAGACCCUAGCGUUACUGUCUACGACCUAGAUCUCGUCGAGAAUAGCAAGAACACAUUCUCUGCUCUACAAAAGGCUGGAAAGCACGUCAUUUGCUACUUCAGUGCUGGAUCGUUGGAAGAUUGGCGUGAUGACAAGGAUGAAUUCCGCGCUAAAGACCUGGGAAAGACCAUGGAUGGCUGGCCUGAUGAGAAAUGGGUCAACAUCAGAAGUACGGCGGUCCGGGCUAUUAUGGCCAAGAGGAUCAAGGUUGCGGCGGACAAGGGCUGUGAUGCUAUCGAUCCUGACAACAUGGACGGCUACCAAAAUGACAAUGGUCUCGGUCUCACAGAAGCCGACACAAUUUCAUACGUCAAAUUCCUAUCCCAGGAAGCGGCAAAGUAUAACAUGGUCAUGGGUAUGAAGAACGGUGGAGAUGUUACCGAACAGGUCCUCCCAUAUGUUGCCUUCAGUAUCAAUGAGCAAUGCAUUCAGUACAAGGAGUGUGGUCUCUAUGCGCCAUACAUAGAGGCUGGCAAGCCCGUGUUCAACAUUGAGUAUCCCAAGGGCGCGCCAAAGGUCAAGGCCAGUGACAAGAAGAGAAUUUGUUCGACUACUGGUGCUGCUGCAGAUUCUGAAGAUUUCAGCAAGAUUAUCAAGAAGAUGAACCUGGACAGCUGGAGUAUGUAUUGUUAG